Messenger RNA from Impatiens glandulifera, 2302 nucleotides. RefSeq lists its product as uncharacterized. The record is from RefSeq and is a predicted model, not a curated record. NCBI's taxonomy places the organism in Eukaryota, Viridiplantae, Streptophyta, Magnoliopsida, Ericales, Balsaminaceae.
UUUGCCUUCUGGCCUCUGGGGAGUUUACUCGACCCAUUCCCCAGUCUCCCGCACUGCUCAAGUAAGUGUGCGACUCCGUAUGAGGACCUCCUUCCCUUCUGCCCACUCUCCGUUCACGCGGUUCUCAAAGCAGAGGAGGAAAGGUGCAGGUACCACGAGCCCUCUGUCCCACACAUCUAUCCAGAAGCAAGUGUAGUUCACCGGUUCCACCGAAUGCUCCUCUCUUUCGGCAAAGAGAAUAUGAGUGUGCAGUUAUGCUUCAGAUGCUUCGCCAUAAUAGAUCAUCCCAGUUCCCGUUCUUUUCCGGUGCACUCGCUUUAUAUCUCCGACACACAAGGAAGGACGCGGUGGGAAGGAAGCAGCCCUAGCCUCUAUCCGGCCGAUCAUUCCGCUGGCAUCUUGCAUUCACGCCUCCGUUUGACUGCCGCUCGGGGAUGUAGUUGUAGAUACGUUAGUCUUAGUGGGUCGUUGGCUCCACCUGUUAUCUUCUUCUACGACAUGCUGUUGUCGUCGCCAUAUUCCAUAUGUCACUUAGUCAUCUCUGCCUCGCUGCGGGUCGGAGAAAGAAAGGGAGGACUUCAUUCAGUGACCCCGCGAUCGCCCUCUAAACGAUCAGAAUAAGGUAAAGCUUGAAGAUAAGUUUUGUACUCUAUUAAUUUCUCAGUCCCUCUAGUCGGGUGGGCGCCGGCCGGUCUUUCGACCAGAUCCCCCUAAAAACCGUACGUGCGGGUCUCCCCGCAUGCGGCUCACGCCAUUCGAGGUGGCCCAGCAUUCAUUCGCAAAUCCUUUCAAUUGAGACUGCUCGACCUCGUAAGCUAAUUCUCGUGUCGGCAGCCCUGUCUGUCGUACCGUUGACUCUAUCUAUUUUUUUUUUCUUAUUACUAUCUUUUUUUCGUUUUUUCCAAGAAUUAAUGCACUUCCCUUUACUCCAUAGGGCCCUCCUCUAAUAGGGAAAAGCCUUCCAUUUCCGUCAAACGACCCGGCCUCCCCUGGCUCUUCCACCGUCCGGGCUCCCUUUCCUCCCUAUGCUAUGCUCCCCCGGCGCAGGCCUACCACGCUUCGCGCCUGCGGCGUUUUCGUCAGACGUUGCCAGUAGUGCCAUCCUCCCCGCUGGCUGUAUGGGCGGGUUGUCCCUCGCUGCUGCGUUCUGUUAGGCUAUGGAUUACAGGAACAAAUGUAGUAGAAUGAAACAGCAGGCGGGUUACACGUUCCACUGUGCCGAGAUGUGAGGUGCAGGUGGUGAUGAUCACCCCGGGGUAUGCGCUAGCGCCCUUGACAGGCACUCCAGAACCCGCCAACGCUCGUGAAAACCCGGGUCGGUCCUCCAUUCAUCCGACCUCCGGUGUGGAUAACGAGGCCACCCUCACAACCUUCUCCCUUCUGUCCCUAUGUUGUAGUAAGGUAAGGUAGGGCGGCUCGCUUGAGUUGCUCAACCGCCCCCCGGUGCUCAUGACGCGCUACGAAACCUCCACCGUGCCGGGGGACCAAGCAGGGCAUAACUAGCGGCAUAGGAGCCGACUCGGCGUCAGCGGCUUCGUGCCGCACUGGAGUGAUCCAAUAUGUGGUUCCGCACGUUCCACCACUUCUCCGUUCAUUUCCAAUACUGAUCGUGAAACACCAUGAGCAGCAGGAUGUUGAGGUCCGAAAUUCGAAGUGAAAUUUGGAAUUUGCCUUUUCCUAGUCGUCAUGGGAAAGAAAGGCAGAAAUAAGAAAGAUAUUCUUCCCUCCUUGUCCAAUACUACCAGUACCAGAAAUGCAUCUCCUUCGCCCGUGCGAGAGACUGAUUACUCCAGCUGUUCCGAGAAUCUCCGCUAUUUGAAUAUGGAACAUCAUAACAACGAAUAGGAAUGAAACGGCUAUAGCUGGUUGUAGUAGAAAGAAUCCAAAAAUGGAAAAAGAUCCCUAUAUAACCAAGCUUUUGGGCCAUGUAUCAUUACAUCGUAAUAGUGGGCCUUGAGCAAGCCUGGGGUGUGAAGGGCCUCAUCGUCCCCAAUGACUGCCUAAACAAGGUCCGACAUCUUCCAUUCGGGAGGUAAUUGCCUCUCGAUUAUCCCAGGGUGUACUCCUUGCAUAGGAGAUCCACUCAGGUGGCGCGCUUCUCGCAUCUGACGUAGUUGAAGAGGUACUUAAUAGAAUAGUAGUAGAAUCAGAAAGAAGAAAGUCUACAUCAUUCGAUGUAGCAUGUUCAUAAAUUACUAAGUUUCGUUGAGGCAUGAUUGAUUCUACUUUAGGUUUGGUUCAUUCUUUGACUGCGGAGGAAAGACUUGUCUCCAAUCGCCGGUUGGCUUGGUCCAGAAAGACA